Molecule: messenger RNA, 2321 nt
Organism: Athalia rosae (coleseed sawfly)
Lineage: Eukaryota; Metazoa; Arthropoda; Insecta; Hymenoptera; Athaliidae
Exons: 3
Coding region: 548-1384 (278 amino acids)
Biological process (GO): regulation of transcription by RNA polymerase II
Cellular component (GO): transcription regulator complex; nucleus
Source: RefSeq, a predicted model, not a curated record
AGAAAAUAAAUUAAAAAAAAAAUUUUGUUCAACCCACCCCAAUGUUUAUUAUUACUAUUAAUGUUAAUACUAUUAUUAUUAUCAUCAUCAUCGUAAUCAUCAUCAUCAUCAUUAUUAUUUUUAUUAUGAUUGAAAUUGUGUACCACAUUACACUAUACAAGCAUAGGCAAAUAUGAAAUAUGUAAUCACGUAUAUUAGGUACGAUGUGUUUCCAGUAUAUUAUACGAAUGGUAAAUUCCAAAUCCUCAGUGUACGUAUAUCAAUAUGUAACGAAAUUGUCAAUAUAUCAAUAAUGAAUAUCGAUAUAUGUUAAUUGAUGGAUAUUUUGAAAAAUUUUUAUUCUGCGAAACCAGUUUUACUUUGGCAUUUCAUUUUGAAACUACAGGUAAUUGUUAUUACAGCUCUUCAUUUGAUUUGUCGGGGAGAAGAAAAAUUGAAUUCCUUAUCAGUCGACAUUCAGUUAUCGGUUGGUGAACUGUCAUAUACCUAUACUUAUAGCAGUUAAAGUUAGCUGAGAUUUAUAUAAUAAAUAGAUAGGUUUACAGAAAUGCGAAGGUCUAGUUCGACGAUGAAAAAUCCAGCUCCGAGAGAACUCCGGUUAAUUGAACUUGUUAAACAAAAUCCUGUAUUAUACGACACAGAACAUCCUUUCACUGGGGAUACACCGCAUAAAAAUAUGCUCUGGAAAAGUAUCGCCGAGGAACUUAAUACUCCGGCGAAUGUAUUGAAAAAACAAUGGAACAAGUUGAGCUCCGGUUACAUGAAAAAACGCAGGGAUAUCGUGGAAGGAAAAAACGUAAAGACAGAUCUCGUAUACGACCAAGCGUUAUCCUUCUUGGCGAAGAAAUCAGGGAUCCUGAAACGCGCUAAAAGCUGCGGAGAGAUACCUGCGGUCGUUGAACGAGAGGAUCAUGAUUCAAUCGGAGGAUCAUCUUCCCAUUUAUCCGUCGUAUCUGAAGAUUCGAAAUGCUCAAAAACCAGGGCGGAAACCCACCACGAAAUCGGUGGCGCCGUUCCUUUAGGAUCAACGCCCCAAAAUGCUCCGGAAAUUUUUCCUGCCACCUCAACUUCUCGGGUUCUUCGCCCCAGAAGAUCGGAACCCCUGCGUAUCGUCUCUGCAAAUAAUACGAAAAGAGUCGGGACUCCAAAACAGGCAUCCCCGAUUGUAGCGGUUCCAGUUCCAGUUCCAGCUUCUGCAAGACGAAAGAGGACCAAGGGAUCCUACUGCGGUCAUUCCCAGGACGACGCUACCUUAGCUUUUUUCGAAAGCAUGGCUCUCACCGUAGCCAUGUUUCCUCAGCAUCUUCAAGCCUCGAUUAAAAUGCGAAUUUGUAACGUCGUGACCGAGACGGAAUUCGAGUUAUGCUCACCAAAAAUGCGUUAGAAGAAAUUUGAAAAUUUCUUCUCUUUUUUCAUGUUUUUUUUUCUUUCACUUCCCGAUCGUUUACGUUAGCCGUAUUAUCAUACGUUAUACCGAAUGUUUGAGGUGUCUUACAGUUAGUUAUUGAUCAAUGGUAAUGUUCAAUUUAUCAGUUAUAAUUAAUGCAUUGGUUUCAUCGAAAACAUGAUGUGGCAAAAAUUAAAAGAAUCUUGCGUUGAAUCAUUAGUCGAUUAACUUGUUCGUUUUGUUUAUCUUUUAUAUUUAUCUUUUUUCGGAAAAACAACUCGCGGAAAAAUACGAUAGUGCAACUGUUUGUAACGUCUUAUGUUACACGGCGACAUUCUACGUCAGAAAGUCUUAAUUAAGACAACAGGAUUACCUGCUACGAAACUAUAAGAGCCUUAAAUUAAACAAACUCUGACGCCUCUAUUCGUAACGCCUUUUCUUUAUCAUUAAUCAUGGAUUUAAAGUCGGGGUAUUUCUAAAGAAGUUGAACGGUAGGUUCCGUGGAAUUGUUCUUUCAAGGUAUAAAAAAACAAAUUCGUAGUUCAGGGUCACUCAUUAUCAACCGUCGUCUGAUUCCCUUUCCCGCUUACAUUCGUAUAGGUAUGCGUGUGAGGAAAAAUAAAAAAAAUUACCCUCCUCGCUCAUCGAACCAUUCGAUAUUUCGUGCAAAUUGAAAAGAUAUGUGCAGAGUAAGUACGUGUGUCCGUUUAUCCCCCUCGUUGAAUGGAUUAGGAAUCACUAAAAGUUCCCGGCGUCAUGAACAAAAGCUCUUAUAAGGGCGCCCGUCCGUCGAUAUUCCCGCAGAACGUUUCGGCCUCGCUAUAAAUUAGGUCCUCUCGAUUUGAAAUUCAUAAAUUAUAAAAAAAAAAAUCUCUUAUUUUUAAGGAAAACAAUAUAUACGUAUUUGAAGAAAGAGGAAUUGCAGAAAAUAAUU